GCGGGAUUCGUUUGGUAAUCUUUUUAUUCUGAUGUCCAUUAUGUUCUCGGAAUAAAUCUUUUUAUAAUCGUUAUUUAAAUCCAAAAUAUUGUUGAAUAGACGUUAAGUGAUGACGAGUUUUCACAGUCAAAUUCGACCUUCCAAUCUUAUUUACUGGCAACCUGCUUUAGAACCUUUUAAUUUCAUGUAUUUAAUAUUGCACGCAUAUCAUUCAAUUUAAAGGGUAAAAGAGAGGUUUAGAUUGCAGUUGCAUUCUUUUUUAAACGGAUUCUUGGAAACUUAUUUAUUCGUUUUGAAGGGAGAGUGAAGGUAAUGAUUGAUUCCUAAUGCUUUGGAUAUCAAGAUGGAUGCAAAUGACCUUAAAUUCACAUGGAACGAAAUCACACAGGGUGUGACAACUACCAACAGUACGUCCGAUGAUGGGAACACCAGCCCUACCAUGGUGUUCUCUGUGAUCGGGGACUCCGACAGUUUCGUACCCAGACCCUGGCCAAAGACAGUGUUUCAGACAGCUCUCAUAGAGGCGGCGAAAAGUGGUGGAGAAACCUGGAUUUUGUACAAUGGAAAGAAACACGGACUAUCCAAAGUUGUAAGAGAGGCCUACAAAAACUACGAGGAUAUUGAAUUUAAAACCAGGGCUGCUAAAAAUAAAAUCAGUGAUCCAGACCGACAUGUCAAACUCGUUAAUAUUGCAGGAAAAGAGGUAUCUCAAAACACUUCAGAAAAAACCACGGAAUUCAAAACUACACUAGGGGAAGGGCAGGAAUUUCUGUUAGACUUUGAAAAAUUCGUGUCUGAACAAGACGUGUCCUUCUUUAGUCAGCAAAUGGACACCAAAAUGCCGGUUCCCAUAGCAACUAUCGUCUGUGAGGGAGACAUCGAGACGAUAGCUCAUAUUUCAAAGGCUCUCCAACACAAACUCCCAGUUAUCAUCAUGAAAGGAUCAGGAAUGGCCGCAGACUUAGUUGUCGACUAUCUAGAAAACAAAAAUUCACUUCGAAAGAAAGCCAGCAUUUUAUUGGGUAUUCGAUUUGAUGACACCACAUAUCAGGAGUUGAAAAAACAUUUGAAAAGCAUUGAUAAAGCUAAAGACUUGGUCGGAGUAUUUGACCUUGAAAGAGAUGACCCCUUAAUGCUGUCAAACAUUGUAGGGGAGACAGUAGUCAGUUGCUGGUCAAUAGAGAGUACUCUCCAAUCAUACACAAACGAGGGUGUUAAGAUACCAAAACAUGACAAAUCAAGUUUCCAUUCAGACGUCUCUCACACAGAAGUGAAUGAAAACACAAACAAGGGUUCAUCGCUGGCUUGGAAACUUCUGCGUCGAAAUUUCGUCAGCCCCGAGGAAAAGAUCAUAUAUCAAGUUCUUGAAGGUUUUAAGGAGUCUAAGCCAUAUGUCUUGAAUCCAAAAUACUCUACCCCUACGUCCCUGCCGUUGUACUUUUAUUUCGGAUAUCAGCUUUUACAAGAACUAGAACUGAUAGAAGAAUGUGGACCCGUACUUCUGUUGGAGGCAUUGAAGGCGAACAGAUGCGAUUACGUGAGGGUUUUGUUGGAUCGAGGAGUUCAUCUAAAGAUGAUUAAUUUACCAGAACUUUAUGAACAGACCGUUUCCUGCCAGAAAUGUAAGUUCAAAAGAAAAGAUUGUCUUCACAUGCAGUGGAUAUUAAAGCAAAUACAGGAGAAACAAGCAAAGAAACUCUGCCAUGAAUACAGAUCUAUGAUGAAGAAAAGAAUAAAGCACGGCAAUCAACAAAAUGCAAAAUAUAUUGUAGAAGAGCUUUCAGAAUUAUCAGUUUCUGUAGCAGAUGCAGCAACGGGGUUAUGUCGAAAACUGUUGCGAUACAAAGAAUAUAGCACUGACGAAUUCUCAGAAAAAGAAAAGUCACCAACAAUUUACGUAAACCUUAAAGAUACGACCAUUUCUGACAUUUUACUCUGGGCAAUUUUUGCAAAUCGAAAGGAAUUGGCAGAAAUAUGUUGGCUCAGAGGCGACAACCAUCUACUGACUGGACUAGUAUGUUCGGCAAUUCUUCGAAAACUUUCAAAAAAAGCCAGCAAUGUCAAGGAGCAAAUCUUAUCCAUUGAUUUGGAGGAACAUUCAAAAUUGUUCGAAGAACGGUGCAUUAGCAUAAUGGACAGUAUGUACCAAGAAGAUUCACAACACGCGAUAGAUUUGAUGGAUGACGAGGCAGUAGUUUGGGGAAUUCACUCGAGCCCAUUAACCUUUGCUUACGAGAAUUUCAUGUAUGACGUGGUGGCUCACACGUGCUCUCAAAAAUAUAUAAACAUCAAGUGGUACAACAACUUGGCUCCUGACCUAGUGCCUUUUUUACAGUCUGCCAUUAGAAAGCCGAAAAACUUCGUCACUGCUCCACUUACGAAAUACAUCUUUAAUUAUAUGGUGUUUUUGACAGUCUUGGUAAUGUACAGCUCAUUCGUACUGACAAGUAUUGAAAAGAAUUAUUCUGAAGUAUUCCUCGCAAGAGUGUUUGAAUAUUUUGUAUACCUCUGGGGAUUAGGGGAUUUGAUUGAAGAAACCAUCAGCUGUUUUGGCUGUCUAGAGGCUAGAGGUCGCUCCCACAGAGGUUACUAUUCACGAAUGAAGAGAUAUCUGUAUGACUUCUGGAAUGGGGUUGACUUACUUUCCUAUGCAUUGCUUAUUGUGGCGCUGUUUGUACGUCACGUGCAUCAAUCUAAACCCUUUACUGACGCAAGACGCAUAUAUGCUCUCUCCCUGUUGGUCAUGUACUUGAGGUUUUUGGAAGUUUUUCUAAUCCAUAGAAAAUUGGGACCCACGCUAAUUAUGAUCAAGGAGAUGCUGAAAGAUCUUCUGAGGUUCCUCUUUAUUGCCGUAUUUGUGGUGUUGGGAGUAGGUAUAUAUUACCACACCAACCUAUGGCCUGACUACGAAGCAAUGUGGGACGGGGGCUGGCAAAACUGGAGAAUAUGGACAAUUCUAUACUACCCAUACUGGCAACUGUAUGCAGAAAUAAACCUCGAUCAUCUUGAUGGUAGUAAUGAAAGCAAUUGUACUAGUGUGACUUCAGCAGAUUCCUCGAAAUGUCCACGGGAAGAUUGGACGGUUCAGGCAAUAGCAGCGAUCUACAUGUUAUUUUCAAAUUUCCUGUUGGUGAAUCUUGUCAUCGCCAUGUUUAGCUACACAUUUGAGAGGGUACAGGAGAACUCGGAAAAGCUGUGGAGAUUUGAGAGAUACACCGUCAUCAAUGACUACGACUGGAGGAUUCCCUCUCCUAUUAACCUUGUCUUUCUUCCAUACCGCUUGUUUCGCUAUUUAGCGAAACAUGAUUGUUGUUCACCACACUGUAAACGGAGAGUGAAGAUGGAUGCAAAUGACCUUAAAUUCACAUGGAACGAAAUCACACAGGGUGUGACAACUACCAACAGUACGUCCGAUGAUGGGAACACCAGCCCUACCAUGGUGUUCUCUGUGAUCGGGGACUCCGACAGUUUCGUACCCAGACCCUGGCCAAAGACAGUGUUUCAGACAGCUCUCAUAGAGGCGGCGAAAAGUGGUGGAGAAACCUGGAUUUUGUACAAUGGAAAGAAACACGGACUAUCCAAAGUUGUAAGAGAGGCCUACAAAAACUACGAGGAUAUUGAAUUUAAAACCAGGGCUGCUAAAAAUAAAAUCAGUGAUCCAGACCGACAUGUCAAACUCGUUAAUAUUGCAGGAAAAGAGGUAUCUCAAAACACUUCAGAAAAAACCACGGAAUUCAAAACUACACUAGGGGAAGGGCAGGAAUUUCUGUUAGACUUUGAAAAAUUCGUGUCUGAACAAGACGUGUCCUUCUUUAGUCAGCAAAUGGACACCAAAAUGCCGGUUCCCAUAGCAACUAUCGUCUGUGAGGGAGACAUCGAGACGAUAGCUCAUAUUUCAAAGGCUCUCCAACACAAACUCCCAGUUAUCAUCAUGAAAGGAUCAGGAAUGGCCGCAGACUUAGUUGUCGACUAUCUAGAAAACAAAAAUUCACUUCGAAAGAAAGCCAGCAUUUUAUUGGGUAUUCGAUUUGAUGACACCACAUAUCAGGAGUUGAAAAAACAUUUGAAAAGCAUUGAUAAAGCUAAAGACUUGGUCGGAGUAUUUGACCUUGAAAGAGAUGACCCCUUAAUGCUGUCAAACAUUGUAGGGGAGACAGUAGUCAGUUGCUGGUCAAUAGAGAGUACUCUCCAAUCAUACACAAACGAGGGUGUUAAGAUACCAAAACAUGACAAAUCAAGUUUCCAUUCAGACGUCUCUCACACAGAAGUGAAUGAAAACACAAACAAGGGUUCAUCGCUGGCUUGGAAACUUCUGCGUCGAAAUUUCGUCAGCCCCGAGGAAAAGAUCAUAUAUCAAGUUCUUGAAGGUUUUAAGGAGUCUAAGCCAUAUGUCUUGAAUCCAAAAUACUCUACCCCUACGUCCCUGCCGUUGUACUUUUAUUUCGGAUAUCAGCUUUUACAAGAACUAGAACUGAUAGAAGAAUGUGGACCCGUACUUCUGUUGGAGGCAUUGAAAGCGAACAGAUGCGAUUACGUGAGGGUUUUGUUGGAUCGAGGAGUUCAUCUAAAGAUGAUUAAUUUACCAGAACUUUAUGAACAGACCGUUUCCUGCCAGAAAUGUAAGUUCAAAAGAAAAGAUUGUCUUCACAUGCAGUGGAUAUUAAAGCAAAUACAGGAGAAACAAGCAAAGAAACUCUGCCAUGAAUACAGAUCUAUGAUGAAGAAAAGAAUAAAGCACGGCAAUCAACAAAAUGCAAAAUAUAUUGUAGAAGAGCUUUCAGAAUUAUCAGUUUCUGUAGCAGAUGCAGCAACGGGGUUAUGUCGAAAACUGUUGCGAUACAAAGAAUAUAGCACUGACGAAUUCUCAGAAAAAGAAAAGUCACCAACAAUUUACGUAAACCUUAAAGAUACGACCAUUUCUGACAUUUUACUCUGGGCAAUUUUUGCAAAUCGAAAGGAAUUGGCAGAAAUAUGUUGGCUCAGAGGCGACAACCAUCUACUGACUGGACUAGUAUGUUCGGCAAUUCUUCGAAAACUUUCAAAAAAAGCCAGCAAUGUCAAGGAGCAAAUCUUAUCCAUUGAUUUGGAGGAACAUUCAAAAUUGUUCGAAGAACGGUGCAUUAGCAUAAUGGACAGUAUGUACCAAGAAGAUUCACAACACGCGAUAGAUUUGAUGGAUGACGAGGCAGUAGUUUGGGGAAUUCACUCGAGCCCAUUAACCUUUGCUUACGAGAAUUUCAUGUAUGACGUGGUGGCUCACACGUGCUCUCAAAAAUAUAUAAACAUCAAGUGGUACAACAACUUGGCUCCUGACCUAGUGCCUUUUUUACAGUCUGCCAUUAGAAAGCCGAAAAACUUCGUCACUGCUCCACUUACGAAAUACAUCUUUAAUUAUAUGGUGUUUUUGACAGUCUUGGUAAUGUACAGCUCAUUCGUACUGACAAGUAUUGAAAAGAAUUAUUCUGAAGUAUUCCUCGCAAGAGUGUUUGAAUAUUUUGUAUACCUCUGGGGAUUAGGGGAUUUGAUUGAAGAAACCAUCAGCUGUUUUGGCUGUCUAGAGGCUAGAGGUCGCUCCCACAGAGGUUACUAUUCACGAAUGAAGAGAUAUCUGUAUGACUUCUGGAAUGGGGUUGACUUACUUUCCUAUGCAUUGCUUAUUGUGGCGCUGUUUGUACGUCACGUGCAUCAAUCUAAACCCUUUACUGACGCAAGACGCAUAUAUGCUCUCUCCCUGUUGGUCAUGUACUUGAGGUUUUUGGAAGUUUUUCUAAUCCAUAGAAAAUUGGGACCCACGCUAAUUAUGAUCAAGGAGAUGCUGAAAGAUCUUCUGAGGUUCCUCUUUAUUGCCGUAUUUGUGGUGUUGGGAGUAGGUAUAUAUUACCACACCAACCUAUGGCCUGACUACGAAGCAAUGUGGGACGGGGGCUGGCAAAACUGGAGAAUAUGGACAAUUCUAUACUACCCAUACUGGCAACUGUAUGCAGAAAUAAACCUCGAUCAUCUUGAUGGUAGUAAUGAAAGCAAUUGUACUAGUGUGACUUCAGCAGAUUCCUCGAAAUGUCCACGGGAAGAUUGGACGGUUCAGGCAAUAGCAGCGAUCUACAUGUUAUUUUCAAAUUUCCUGUUGGUGAAUCUUGUCAUCGCCAUGUUUAGCUACACAUUUGAGAGGGUACAGGAGAACUCGGAAAAGCUGUGGAGAUUUGAGAGAUACACCGUCAUCAAUGACUACGACUGGAGGAUUCCCUCUCCUAUUAACCUUGUCUUUCUUCCAUACCGCUUGUUUCGCUAUUUAGCGAAACAUGAUUGUUGUUCACCACACUGUAAACAAAUUAGCAUCUUGGAACAAAAGAAGAAGGAAAAGAGAAAAAGAGAGAAAAACGAAGCAUAUCAGAGGAGUCUUCAAAAAAUAACAGCACUUAGAAACCACAGUAAACUAUGAUCAAUUUCACAAGGACACCAUGAAACAUACUUACCCUUUAAUAGGGUAUAAACAUUAAAGUAACUGAAGCAUAAAGGAUGAAAGGAUUAUAAAAAUCAAUGUUUAUUGCCAAUACAAAUUUAUUUGUUUGCUUUUCUUUACUCUAUGUCCGUCCAGUGAGAAUUUAUGUUCGGCUACUUGGCCGGCGCUUCGCCUACUCAUUUAGAUAUUUCAUAAUUUUUAAUACCGACACUGCGUUUUGUAAGGUCUAACACUAUUUGGAGUAGUUGUCCUUUAAUUAAUUCUAAAUUAGAGUAAUUGCCCUUUGAAUUGACCUUCGAGCUGAAAAAAUGACACCGUCAAAUUCCUCAAAACUAUUCGGAGGAAAAGGAGAAAGCGUUAAAAUUUGAAAAGCAACAAAACAUUAUAAGAAAUCAACAGUGUAGUGAAGAAAUAGUAUUUAAAAGGUGCGAUAAAUAAUUUUGAAGCAUUUAGUUGAGUAAAACUGGACACGAUGUAAGGCCGCUCAUUGCUUGUUGUAAACAUGUCUCACUUGA
Messenger RNA from Magallana angulata, 6975 nucleotides. RefSeq lists its product as uncharacterized. Gene Ontology annotation, biological process: calcium ion transmembrane transport. The coding region runs from base 344 to 6439 and encodes 2031 amino acids. NCBI's taxonomy places the organism in Eukaryota, Metazoa, Mollusca, Bivalvia, Ostreida, Ostreidae. Gene Ontology annotation, molecular function: ligand-gated calcium channel activity. The transcript is spliced from 41 exons. The record is from RefSeq and is a predicted model, not a curated record. Gene Ontology annotation, cellular component: membrane.